Molecule: messenger RNA, 1593 nt
Organism: Cyanidioschyzon merolae strain 10D
Lineage: Eukaryota; Rhodophyta; Bangiophyceae; Cyanidiales; Cyanidiaceae
Product: similar to oxysterol binding protein
Exons: 1
Coding region: 1-1593 (530 amino acids)
Cellular component (GO): membrane; cytosol; intracellular membrane-bounded organelle
Molecular function (GO): sterol binding
Source: RefSeq, a predicted model, not a curated record
AUGGACUCCACAGUCAGAGUCCCGGUCGAUGACGUCAGGACUCGGGGACAUAGUCGGAGUCUUGAGCGUUUCUUGACUGCGAGCGACUGGCGCGAAGUCUUGGCCGCCUUGGAGGCGGACGGCAACCUACUCGACAGCAGCGACAGUGGCGAGGAGCUGACUGCCGAGACACUAGAAACCGAAGAUUUGUCUCAGACACUGACGGAGUUUCUGGAUGCAGCCGACGAACCGCUGUCAGACAGUGAUUUGGCGAAUCUUUCGGGUGCGGGUGCCUUCAUAGCAAGUCCGUUCCCGAGACCUGGCUCGUGUUCCCCCGAUGCCGAUGCCGAUGCCAGUGUUUCUGAUGCCGAUAGACUGCCGCUUGUGACCCAGACACCAGAGACGCCUGCAGAGGUUUCGGAGUCGUGGAGCGCCACCGAGCGAGCGCUCUACGAACGGGGCUUUCGACGAGACGAGCGCAUCACGACGAGCCUUAGCGCAACCGUCGAACAAACGCCUAUCUCCAUUGUCCAGAUAGCCAAACAGGUUCUCCGGAACCUCAAAGCUGGCGAACUCUUGCCAAGCAUCUCAUUACCGGCAUGGUUGCUGGAGCCGCUCUCAGCGACAGAGAAGGUAGCACUCGCGAUGCGCUACGGAGAGCUGCUCGCAGCCUGGGCCACCGAGCCCGAUCCUUUCGAGCGUUUUCUGAAGGGCAUGCAGUACUUUCUAUCCGGGCUUCCGAACCAGUGCUCGCUGCGGAAACCAUUUAACCCCGUCCUCGGCGAGACGUUCAUGUGUGCGUUUCCCCACCGAGAGGCGUCGCAUGGCAUUACGUCAUUGUUUUGCGAACAGGUAUCGCACCAUCCACCGCGAACCGCCAUGCACAUGCGGAAUAGUCGACUUGGCGUUCGUAUCCAUACGGUUAUGGAGCCGCGCCCGAGUUUCGGCGGAAACUCUCUCAAGAUUGAAAUGGCUGGGCACGCGCUCAUGGAGCUCACCCACGCCCAAGACGUUGAACAAUACAUUCUGACGCGCCCGGCGAUGGUAUUCUCGGGCAUUCUGGGUGUAGGCAAACAGCAGCUAGAGUGCAUCGGAAAGUGCAUCUUUCAUUGCCCCAAGCUCGGUUUUCUCGCCAAAUUCGAUUUCAGCGGAGUGUCUCUUGCUGGACUCCGUGGCAGCGAACACGCUGUAGAAGGCAAGUUGUACGUCCAUGAGCAAAAACGCUACCGCUUCUACGGACGUUGGGACGAUUGUAUUUAUUUGAAGGAUCUUACCAAUGGUGAGACUCGAUUGCUCUACAAUGCAGGUGAUGUUUAUGAACGGUGUCGCAUCCAGGUCUGGAUACCACCGGAACCCCAGCAACCUCCCAAGUUUGCGCGAACGGUAUGGCGGGCCACAGCCGAUGCGCUUCUACGAAAUGACUUUGAACGAGCGACGGUCGAGAAACGUCGAGUUGAGGCGUGUGAGCGUGAGCUUCGAAGCCUUCGCGAACAGACCGGAGAGACGUGGCAACCUCAAUUUUUUGAGCUCGACCCCUUGACUGGCAUCUAUAUAUUCAACGACAAACACCGACAUUUCGUAGAAAUGGAUCCAGAAGACCUCGAUGCGAUUUGA